This is a messenger RNA of Carassius gibelio (silver crucian carp), 3349 nucleotides long. Its product is annotated as cullin-3. Gene Ontology annotation, molecular function: ubiquitin protein ligase binding. The coding region runs from base 191 to 2566 and encodes 791 amino acids. The transcript has 15 exons. Gene Ontology annotation, cellular component: Cul3-RING ubiquitin ligase complex. NCBI's taxonomy places the organism in Eukaryota, Metazoa, Chordata, Actinopteri, Cypriniformes, Cyprinidae. The record is from RefSeq and is a predicted model, not a curated record. Gene Ontology annotation, biological process: protein ubiquitination; ubiquitin-dependent protein catabolic process.
UGAGAUUCUCGCGUCCGCCAUCUCUAGGAACCCGAAAAGUGGCUGAACGCGAAGCGGCUGUCAACAAGUUCGAGAGUGAGACUCAUAAAGAUCAAGCGGGGCUCAGCGCUGCCUCAUUAUACCUGCUCCCCGUCUUUUGUCGGAGAAGACUUUCAUGUGAAAGGAGACAACGGCGGGGAAUAAGACAGACAUGUCAAAUCUCAGCAAAGGGGGGACUAAAAAAGACACCAAGAUGAGGAUACGAGCCUUUCCCAUGACCAUGGAUGAGAAGUAUGUCAACAACAUCUGGGACCUCCUGAAAAAUGCCAUCCAGGAGAUUCAGAGGAAGAACAACAGUGGGCUGAGCUUCGAGGAGCUCUACAGGAACGCCUACACCAUGGUCCUGCACAAGCACGGGGAGAAGCUCUACACGGGCCUCAGGGAGGUGGUCACCGAACAUCUCAUUAAUAAAGUACGAGAGGAUGUGUUAAACUCCCUGAAUAACAACUUCCUGCAAACACUGAAUCAAGCCUGGAAUGACCACCAGACGGCGAUGGUGAUGAUCAGAGACAUCCUGAUGUACAUGGACCGGGUGUACGUCCAGCAGAAUAACGUGGAGAACGUCUAUAAUCUGGGUCUCAUCAUCUUCAGAGAUCAGGUGGUGCGUUACGGCUGUGUUCGGGACCAUCUGAAGCAGACCUUACUGGACAUGAUUGCUCGUGAGAGGAAAGGAGAGGUGGUGGACAGGGGGGCGAUUCGUAACGCUUGUCAGAUGCUGAUGAUUUUGGGCUUGGAAGGACGGUCCGUCUAUGAAGAGGAUUUCGAAGCCCCCUUCUUAGAAAUGUCUGCUGAAUUCUUUCAGAUGGAGAGUCAGAAGUUUUUAGCCGAGAACAGUGCGAGCGUGUACAUCAAGAAAGUGGAGGCACGGAUAAACGAGGAGAUCGAGCGAGUGAUCCACUGUCUGGAUAAAACGACGGAGGAGCCGAUCGUGAAGGUGGUGGAGAGAGAGCUGAUCUCCAAACACAUGAAGACCAUCGUAGAGAUGGAGAACUCAGGCCUGGUGCACAUGCUCAAGAAUGGAAAGACUGAAGACCUGGCCUGCAUGUACAAGUUGUUCAGCAGAGUGCCGAACGGCCUGAAGACCAUGUGUGAGUGUAUGAGCUCCUAUCUGAGGGAGCAGGGCAAAGCUCUGGUGUCUGAGGAAGGAGAAGGCAAGAACCCCGUCGACUACAUCCAGGGCCUUCUAGACCUGAAGUCACGCUUCGAUCGCUUCCUGCAAGAGUCCUUUAACAACGACCGUUUAUUCAAGCAGACCAUCGCAGGGGACUUCGAGUAUUUCUUGAACCUCAACUCUCGCUCGCCCGAGUACCUCUCGCUCUUCAUCGACGACAAGCUGAAGAAAGGAGUGAAAGGACUGACGGAGCAGGAGGUGGAGUCCAUCUUGGAUAAAGCCAUGGUGUUGUUCAGGUUCAUGCAGGAGAAGGACGUGUUUGAGCGCUACUACAAGCAGCACCUGGCCAGAAGACUCCUCACCAACAAGAGCGUGUCUGACGACUCGGAGAAGAACAUGAUCUCCAAGCUGAAGACGGAGUGUGGCUGUCAGUUCACUUCCAAACUGGAAGGCAUGUUCAGGGACAUGAGCAUCUCAAACACCACCAUGGAUGAGUUUCGGCAGCACCUCACGACGACAGGGGUGUCUUUAGGUGGUGUCGACCUCAUCGUGAGGGUGCUAACGACGGGAUACUGGCCGACCCAGUCAGCGACUCCCAAAUGUAGCAUCCCCCCUUCACCGAGACAUGCUUUCGAGGUCUUUAGAAGGUUUUAUUUGGCCAAGCACAGCGGCAGGCAGCUCACAUUGCAGCAUCACAUGGGGUCAGCAGACCUCAACGCCACCUUCUACGGGCCAGUCAAGAAGGUAACAAGCCGUCACAAACUGUCAAAAGAAUUGACUUCUCUUACAGCGUUAAACUGUGAUUUGUGUCUUCUUCAGGAGGAUGGCUCAGAUAUGGUCGGAGGGGCUCAGGUCACGGGAUCUAACGCCAGGAAGCACAUCCUGCAGGUUUCCACGUUCCAGAUGACAAUCCUCAUGCUUUUCAACAACCGAGAGAAAUCCACGUUCGAGGAGAUCCAGCAGGAGACAGAUAUCCCCGAGAGAGAGCUGGUGCGGGCGCUGCAGUCUCUGGCCUGUGGGAAGCCCACACAGCGAGUCCUCACCAAAGAGCCCAAGUCUAAAGAGAUCGAGAGCGGCCACGUCUUCACUGUCAAUGACCAGUUCACCUCCAGACUGCACAGAGUCAAGAUUCAGACAGUUGCAGCCAAACAGGGAGAAUCAGACCCUGAGAGGAAGGAGACGCGGCAGAAAGUGGACGAUGACAGGAAACACGAGAUCGAGGCGGCCAUCGUUCGGAUCAUGAAGUCCAGAAAGAAGAUGCAGCACAAUGUUCUAGUAGCAGAGGUGACCCAGCAGCUGAAGGCACGGUUCCUCCCCAGUCCCGUGGUCAUUAAAAAGCGUAUUGAAGGACUUAUCGAGAGAGAAUACUUGGCAAGAACACCAGAAGAUCGCAAAGUGUACACAUACGUAGCAUGAACGAGGAGCGCAAUAGAAAUGUGGCAUGAGAGAGCGAGUGAGAGUGCAAGCGUUGUUUUGGGACUUUGUCACACGCCUCACAUGGGAUGUUAUUUUAUUUUAUUCCCUUUUUUUGCCUUUGUUGUCAUUCGUGCUGGGAAUAAACUGAGAAGAAACCUCUCAUCUUCUAAUGAACUGGUUUUAAAUUGUUCUUUUGGAUUCCCACAAGGCUUUCCACUGGAUUCAACACUUUUACAGAAGGUCUUGGUCUCUAUGAGAGAAGUGAUCUGUGUGUGUGUGUGUGUGUGUCCUCACCACCCUACAACCCAAUUAAAAUAGUAAGCCACACAGUUUCGCAGCAUCGGAUCUCAUUACGACCUUUCAUAUCAUGAAAUACCUUCUGCGUUAUUUUCUUUUAUCGGUGUAAGUGUGUUUGUGUCUUGGAGGUUCAGAUGGAGCGACACACAGCAUAUAAUACGGUGGUUUGGCUGUCUUUUCUGUCUGUAAUUCCCUUGCCUUUAUUUCUCGACGUUUGUUUCAUGUCUAACAUGGCCAAUUGUAAAAGAUGACUUAAAAGCGUUUUAUUUUGAAGGGUCCUCCGAAAGCAGUUUAAAUGGAUGGGGCGCAGUUUGUGUUUUCAGCAUUAUUAUAUUUCAAUGUGUAUAAAUUGUAAAAUAAUUGUUAUUGUACUCAAUGCUGGAGUGAACUGUACAGGGGCUUGUUUUGAUCAUUAAAUGUAGAAAAAUACAGAAAAACAACAAAAAAUCAACAAUAAAAGGAUUGGCCGUUUUGGGUCAGACCGUU